AUGUUGACGCUGCUGGUACCCGUUCUGUUGGUGGCUGGUGCCUCCGGGCGUGGGCUGCCCGUCUACUCCCCCAACGCCAGGGUGGUGAAUGGUGAAGAUGCUGUUCCCUACAGUUGGCCAUGGCAGAUCUCCCUCCAGUACGAGAAAGAUGGCGCCUUCCAUCACACCUGCGGGGGGUCCCUCAUCGCCCCCAACUGGGUCAUGACAGCAGCUCACUGCAUCUCCAAGUCCCGCACCUAUAAGGUAGUGCUGGGUGAAUACGACAUGAGCAAAGAGGAAAGAUCUGAGCAGCACAUUCCCGUGAACUCCGACGACAUCUUUGUGCACCCCCGAUGGCUCUCCAUCUGUGCGCCCUGCGGGAAUGACAUUGCCUUGAUGAAGCUGUCCCGGAGCGCAGAACUGAGCGACAAGGUGCAGUUGGCCUGCCUCCCCCCGGCAGGGGAAAUUUUGCCCAACGAUUAUCCCUGUUAUAUUACCGGCUGGGGACGGCUUUCCACCGGCGGCCCCCUCCCCUCCAUACUGCAGCAGGCCCUGCUCCCAGUCGUGGACAACGAACACUGCAACCAGCCUGACUGGUGGGGGGGCGUGAUCGCGAAGAGCAUGGUCUGCGCUGGAGGGGACAUCCGAGCCGGCUGCAACGGUGACUCCGGAGGACCCCUCAACUGCCAGGCCACCGAUGAGAAGUGGUGCGUCCACGGAAUCGCCAGCUUCGUCUCUUCGUUAGGGUGCAACGCCUUGAAGAAGCCCACCGUCUUCACCCGCGUCUCUAACUUCAACGCCUGGAUUGAAGAAACCAUGGCUAAACAUCCAUGAUGACUUGGUUGUGUUUUGGAGGAUUCUCCUAGUUCCAGAAUAAAACAGCCAAAAAC
Messenger RNA from Elgaria multicarinata webbii, 869 nucleotides. RefSeq names its product proproteinase E-like. Gene Ontology annotation, molecular function: serine-type endopeptidase activity. Bases 1 to 813 code for a protein of 270 amino acids. Gene Ontology annotation, biological process: proteolysis. The record is from RefSeq and is a predicted model, not a curated record. Lineage: Eukaryota; Metazoa; Chordata; Lepidosauria; Squamata; Anguidae. The transcript is spliced from 8 exons.